Messenger RNA from Corythoichthys intestinalis (scribbled pipefish), 1280 nucleotides. RefSeq names its product ATPase H+ transporting V1 subunit D (gene atp6v1d). Gene Ontology annotation, cellular component: proton-transporting V-type ATPase complex. NCBI's taxonomy places the organism in Eukaryota, Metazoa, Chordata, Actinopteri, Syngnathiformes, Syngnathidae. Gene Ontology annotation, molecular function: proton-transporting ATPase activity, rotational mechanism. The record is from RefSeq and is a predicted model, not a curated record. The coding region runs from base 172 to 918 and encodes 248 amino acids. The transcript has 8 exons.
UAUGUGUCACGUGAGUAGAGGUCAGCUGAUCCCCUCGGCCGGACCGUCAGACAAGAUCAUCUGAACCUGUGCAUGAAAUCUCGCACGAAGCAAAUUUUAUUCUUAACCGGACUAUAAAAAUUGGGAAAAUUAAGCCUGUGAGUUCCAGAUAAUCAGCAGAACACCGACAAGAUGUCUGGGAAGGACAGAAUCGACGUAUUCCCGUCCAGAAUGGCUCAGACCAUCAUGAAGGCUCGUAUGAAAGGAGCGCAGACAGGCCGCAACCUUCUCAAGAAGAAGUCGGACGCUCUCUCCAUGCGAUUCCGUCAGAUCCUUCGCAAGAUUAUUGAAACAAAGACCAAAAUGGGAGAGGUAAUGAGAGAGGCGGCCUUCUCUUUGGCAGAAGCCAAAUUUGCCGCUGGUGACUUCAGCACUACUGUCAUCCAGAAUGUCAACAAAGCUCAGGUGAAGGUGCGUGCCAAAAAAGACAACGUGGCAGGUGUGACUCUCCCUGUUUUUGAGCAUUACCAAGAAGGCGGAGACAGCUAUGAGCUGACUGGUCUGGCUAGAGGAGGAGAACAGCUCUCCAGAUUGAAGAGGAACUAUGCCAGAGCUGUUGAGCUGUUAGUGGAGUUGGCCUCCCUGCAGACAUCCUUUGUCACGCUGGAUGAAGCCAUAAAGAUCACCAACCGCCGUGUCAAUGCAAUUGAGCAUGUUAUUAUCCCUCGGAUCGACCGCACUUUGACUUACAUCAUCACGGAGUUGGAUGAGAGGGAACGAGAAGAGUUCUACAGGCUGAAGAAGAUCCAGGAGAAGAAGAAGCAGCUGAGAGAGCGUACCGAGAAGGAAAUCGCUGCCCGCCUGGCAAAGUUGGGCCCCAUCGCAGAGCCCGCCAACAUGUUGACAGAAGAGACUGACGAAGAUCUGCUCUUUGAGUAACACUAAGGCAAACCCUAGACUUAUUUAUUGUCAAAACCUUCCCAAGAAGGUAAUUGUGUGUUAUUGUGUUGUGUUUUGUGGCAAUACUGGAAAGAAUCAUGCAUUUCCAUCUUUGUACAGAACUCCAAGCUAGCUAAAAUAAUGUGUAAAUUGAGAAACUAUACAUGAUAUAAAGAUUAGAAUGGUAAUUAGUAGUAAACGGUGUCCCUCAUAUUGUAUGCUGUAUAUCUUAAUUUUGCUAGUCAAGUGUGUGAGUGCCAUUACCUCAUUUCAAAGAUGUUUACCUUAUGAUUCCUUUGCAACCGCACCCGCCCAAACACACAUUUCAUUUGUCAUCAAAUAAAAUGUGUACUGUAUUCAAA